AUGACAUCUGCGCACAUGUAUCCGCAAUCCCCGAGGGGCGGAGGAGCUCGCCGCAACCCCCGAGCGCACUGCCUGAAUCCAGACGUCCGCUGUCCCAGCGAUGAACACCACCAGCCGGCAUCCGUCGUCAACCAUGUCACGCACUACCUCAGCUGCGUCCCCUUGCGGGAAAGAGCAAGCUUUUGGACGCUGGAGCACCAAGUCUGGAGGCACGAGCACCGCGUGCAGUUCGCAAAGCUGACCAGCGUCGAGAGUGCGCGCGUCAGGGCCGCCCGAGAAACGGCAAAAGUGCAAAGCCGGUCCAGGCCUGAUGCGGCAGGCUCGGAAGAAUCGGUGGCGAUGGAGCAGAUGGCGGCAGGUGAGCCAAGGUCGGAGGCGGCUCUUGCUCGCGAAGCAAGCCAACGCGUGUUUGCCAAGAUGACCGAGACUGCGCUCGAGAUACGGUUGCUGUACAGCAGAGCCAAACUCAUUCGAGAGGAUUUAGGCUGCAGAACUGGACUGCGGGCAAGCUCUCAGAGGUACAGAGACCCAAAGAGGAUCGAGCAGGGCAGUCGGGAUGCGCAGGAAGAGUGGGAGGCCAUCGAUGCAGUGAUACAAAGGCAAGACAAGGAUUCAAGCUCGUUGACCGACACACGCUACGACGUUGAAAAGGACUUUAGUGUCUGCUACAUGCAGUUUAGUCAAAAGUCUGCCGACGGGAUAGACCGUCCUUUUGAGCCUGAUUUUGUCACACCAGAUUUGAGGGCAGGGCUCGGAAGUCUCAAUACUCCUGCGACAGAGACACUGCUCUCAAGGAUGUUCAACAGAUGCCACCUCGAGGGCUCUUUUCCGAAUCAGACUGUUCCUUUGAGCGAUCUUUUGCAGCAUGAGCAUAGAGAAGAUUAUCAUGAGUGCAUCCUUGACCAAAAGUCAAAGAAAGACCGAAUCAGAUACAUCCAUAUCCCAUGUAACAACAUGGAGAAGGUUAUUGCGAAAUAUUACCGAAAAGAGUCCAAGCUGGACGACGGCCCCUUUGCCGACCCGCUUCAGAAAUCAAGGCCUUAUAUGCUUCUCAGACCUCAGUUUUGGCGUGGACAACAACGCGACCCUCCACAUAUGUACCACAGAAAAGCAGACGCGAUGGCUUUAUAUGCCCCUUUCCUGCACUGGGAAUACGAUCGGUAUCGCGGCAUUUUAUCACGAUGCACCGAAGAAGUACUAAAGAAACAGAGGGAAGCUCGUGCCCAAGCCAAUGCAGAAACGGAAAUGCGGCGAGUGAUCGGCAGGCUGGAAAGGUCAUGGCCUUUGCCCUCUCCACCUGCUGAUACUCGGGGCUCAUCAUCGGGUGUUUUCGGGGACAUGCUACACCGGUGGCACACCACGAGACAUAGAGCUAGACGAACAGACAACGAAGCUUGUAUUCACCACGAGCGUACAUUCCAGCCCAACGGGGCAAAGAUUACGGAUGCUGCUUCGAGGGAAACAAGGGCUAUACACGUUGCAGAAGAGCUUUUGACACCUGGCGGCCUCCCGAUCAAAAACAAGCUGGGACGGUAUUUGAUUCACGCGGCAAGUCUUUACGAGACCAUCACUCUCUACCGAGAUCAGAAGAUGCUCGAAAAGUACCUCAUCACAAAGGAAGGCCAGUAUUCCCUCCACCCACGACGGACACUGGGCCAAUGGGCCAACUGGAGUCCUGAAAUUAUCAAGUCCACCGACCGCGAUCAGACGGUAUACCAAGGCACAGCCAUGGAUCCAAACAACGCGCAUAAUCUAAUGCGCAUGGAGCGGGGAAUUCUGGGAGAGCCACAAGGUCUUCACCUCAAGACAAAACCCAGCAGGAUAGGCAGUCUUGGAAAUUACCGGACAGGCUAUGCCGGGAAUGACCAGAGACUAAACUCGUCCUACCCCGAGUUUGUAUACGGACAAUGUCUUCGGGAUGUGCGCAAGGUGCCGCGCCUGGUGAUGGUCGAUCAGCUGUGGAUGUGGAUACUGGACAAGAACACCAUCAUCACCUCCUUUGCUUGCCAGUACGGAAAGAAUCGAGAUCCGUCGGGAGUGUUUCAAACCAUCAAGAUGCGUCUACAGAGCGGGACGAUCAAGAUUCGGUCGGUUUAUGACUUGGCGCUUGUCAUCUUGAGAGAAUGCAAUGCCUCAUUCCUGGACCGAUCCCGCCCUCAUGACUCACGACCCCAAGUCAUGGACAUUUUUGCGACGGCCAUUGGAAGGAUCGAUCACAAGCUCUCGGUGCAAAACGCCAGCCUGGAAUCCUGGACCAAGUCGACUUCCAACCUCCACAGCUUUAGAUACCUCGGCGCCGACAAAGCCAACCCGUACACAGUCCUCCUCGACGUUCACCGAGAGACGGCCCUACAGAAAGAAAUCAGAGACAUCCUCCGGGAUCUGACGCGAAUCAUUGCCGUCCAGCAGCAGCAGAAGGAGUUUAUCGACCGAUUCGUCCCCAUAGCCAAGGCGUCAAUACUGGGGUCGAGCGAAGAGGGCCCGUCGCUGCCGCACGAGGCGCCAGACGUCAAGAUCGAAGACGUGGCCCUCGAGGCGCAGUAUGCGAGCUUUUCUAGACAUGCCUCGUAUUUGAGACUCGAAAUGGACGAUAUCAUACGCGAGUUGGAAUCGCUCAAGAGCAGUGCCGAGAGGACUUUAGAAGAUCUGCCGUUGUCGUUCCUGUCGAGCAUUUUCGGAAUGAACAACGCCACAUUCGCAGACGACAACAAUCUCAUGAGCUUGGAUCACCAACUCGUUAUUAUUUUCAUGGUGUCGUCUGCCAUCAUCAUGCUUGCCGUCUGGUUUGCGUUCAGCAAGUGGCUUCGGACACUUUUGUGGGCUCUAUACCGCGUCUGUGCGACGCGGGUAAUGGCCUGGCUGCCGUUGUACCGACUGAAACUAGAACCAUUCAACAAGAUGACGAGUGAAAGGCUGGUCCAAUGGGCGGAUCAGGAAGUCGAGCUGUACCAAUCUUGGGUUGAAAUGACUGCCGAGAUAUCACGAAGAAAGCAGGAACUACUGAUUCGAGGAUGA
Pyricularia oryzae 70-15 is the source of this 3015-nucleotide messenger RNA. RefSeq lists its product as uncharacterized. The transcript is spliced from 8 exons. NCBI's taxonomy places the organism in Eukaryota, Fungi, Ascomycota, Sordariomycetes, Magnaporthales, Pyriculariaceae. Bases 1 to 3015 code for a protein of 1004 amino acids. The record is from RefSeq and is a predicted model, not a curated record.